CGCAAUAUGUAAUGCUGCUACACAUCAGCCAUCUUGAUCAGCUCUUCACUCCGUAGCGCUCGCUCGGCACCACUCACCAUGGAUACAGCGGCCCAAUUUGAAGCGUGCAAAGCUGCGGCAAGUAACUAUCGCUCGCAGUUACAGACUGCCACGACCAAGGAUGAGGCGCUCACGUCUGCGAUUGGUGUCGCUGAAAAUCUCAUGAAGGCGCUCAAGCUGUCCUCAAGUGUAGAGGAGAAGAAACAGCUAAAGGCGCAAUGCGCUGUCAUUAUGGAUGUUGCAGAUCGCAUCAAAAAUGCGAAAGAGUGGACUCCAUUAACCAAGCGGCAACCUGAGAAAACUAAGCACGAGCAAAUUGGUCAAUGGGCAGUGAACGUUGCAAAUACAGCUCAGUCUGCCGUUACCUCUGAAGACGCGACUUCCCAGUCAAACUCCUCCUAUCGCGGUCUCUCUUCAACUACUUUGCCCGUAGAACACGUUUUUGAAGUGUCGGGUAAAUCAUCAGCAUCUUCGGCCUUCCUUGCUCAACGCGAACGCGCCAAUGCAUCAAAACAGCCAAAGAACGAUACCCCUGACGGGUCUGCGUUGCUCACCGAUCUCUCCCACCAACAGUCACCCUCUUCGUACAAUGGCAUAUCGAGUCCGCCUGCUAACAUCCGUGACCAAACUGGAACCCAGAUUACGGGCGAGCAUACAUUUAUCACUAGAACACCGCCUAUUACAUCACCCGAAGCACUCCCAUCACUAGCAGCUACAGCAUCUGGCUUGAGACAGGGCCGAUUUGACGAGCAAGCAGCACCUAAACCUCCUUCGACUACUUCAUACUCUCAUGUUCGUAAGCUGGCAGAGCCCAUCUCGUCCCGCAAACGUUCUAAGAAGGAGGAUAUCAUCCUGCUGAAGGCAUCAGUGGUCAAUGGCUUCAAGUGUCCGCCUUGGGACAAGAACCCGUCACCAAAUGAGUUCGCGCUACAAGAAGGAGUUAAACUGUAUACCGACACACGAGAACUCAGUCUGUCACCGUACCAGCAGCAGUACUUUCAGGGCUGGAUGCGUGCCCAGGAUGCGAUACCGCCACCUUCGAUGUUUCCAGAGGGCAGAGUUGGGAUAGGGCCACUAAUGUCUAGCUCACGCUCGAUCGACCUCGUACAGGACGCAGCGGCAGACUGCUCGGUGGUAGCGAGCCUAUGCGCCGGAACUGCUCGAGCGGAGCGUGGUCAUGAUCAGAUGCUUCCAAACAAACUAUAUCCUUUUGACAAACAGCUUGGAAAGCCUGUAACUUCGCCUAAUGGGAAAUACAUCGUGCGACUCAAUUUCAACGGCUGCUGGAGAAAAGUCGUGAUUGACGAUAGGUUGCCUGUGUCUAGCACGCAUCGGCUGCUCCAUGUGUUUGAUCGUCGCAAUCCGGCAUUACUAUGGCCCGUGCUACUCGAGAAAGCGUACCUCAAGGUCCGUGGAGGUUACGACUUUCCUGGCAGCAAUUCGUGUAGUGAUUUAUGGACAUUUACAGGCUGGAUACCGGAGCAGAUAUUCUUACAGGAGACGGAUACGGUCCCUACCCAAUUGUGGGACCGCAUGUACAGGGCUUUUCUCUACGGCGACGUCCUUGUUACUGCUGGUACCGGCAAGAUGUCCACUAAGCAGGAGCGUGAAUUCGGUCUUGAAGGCCAGCACAGUUACGUUGUGUUAGAUAUGAGAGAGACAGAUCACGACCGCCUUUUACUCGUCAAGAAUCCAUGGGUGGAGGGCAAGGGGUGGCGUGGACCACGUCCAGCUGCAGUAUCCGUUCUCGGUUCGUCCACAAGUAGCGGGGACUCCAAGAAUAGUCUGGAAACCUAUCAUCGAGACAGCGUACCGACUCAAAAUCGCCCGCAUCCUGCCACAUUCUGGAUCGGACUUGAGCAGGUCAUACAACACUUUGAGAGCCUGUACCUAAACUGGAACCCUGGCUUGUUUCGAUAUCGACAGGACAUCCAGUUUGAGUGGACAGUGAAUACUCAACAGUCACUUGGUGGGUGCAUUGUCAAUCACCCACAGUUUGCGUUUUCUUCAAAACGCGCCGAUCUCGUUUGGUUUUUACUGAGCCGUCAUUUCCGGGACGCACCCGCAGAUACCAAAGACGCUUCCGAUGCUUUCAACGAUGGGAGCGUUCGCGCUGAUUCUCAAAUGAACUCGUCGGGGGAGUCACCAAAAGGAUACAUGAGCGUGUAUGUGUGUAACGGAAACGGCGAACGCCUAUACAUCAAAGACACCUACCUAGAGUCCAGCGAUUAUGUGACGACUCCACAGUGUCUCCUCCGGUGGGACAUUGAUGCAAACUCAACCCACACGGUUGUGAUUGACCAGGACAAUCUACCUCCGUCAUCAUAUACCUUCUCCUUGUCGGCAUUCUCGAACUCGCCCAUCACACUGGAACCAGCCAUGCAGAAGUAUCCGUUGCAAAAGGUUGAGAAGGGAGCUUGGACACGACAAUCAGCUGGUGGAAGCACUAGCUCCUCGAGAUAUUUCGAGAAUCCGCAAUAUACACUCGAGGUUCGCGAGCGCGGUUCACUUGCAAUCUUACUUACCAGCACGAACCACGAACACCCGCUACAUGUCAAGCUUGCGCUCGGGCACGGCAAGAGACUGUCUCGACUUCAGAAUCGCGACGUCAUGGUGGACUCUGGUGAUCAUCGCAGCGGCUGUGCGUUUGCGGAGAUGAAGGAUCUUCAGCCAGGCCUGUAUACGAUCAUUUGCUCGCUGUUUGAGGCUGGGCAAACUGGCGAUUAUACACUCAGGAUCGACAGCACCAAUGAGAUAGGGUUGAAACAGAUUCCUCGCGACGGAGCAGGGCUGUUAUCGAUGAAGCUGAACUCGGCUUGCUUUGGGCCCAACAUACACAAAAUCGCUGCGCCACUUGUUCCUCACCGUUUAGCCUCAUACACGAUCAUUGCCAGAUUCUCAAAGGCAACAAGCCCUCGCUCAGCGGACCUGGGGAUGCUCGCUCGUAGUCCAUUACGGCUUAGCGUAGAACUGGGACGGGGCCCAGAGCGGAAAUUCGUGAUUGCCAGUGAGCGUGGAGAAUAUGCCGACUCGGCAACGGUUCGGUCCGAGAGUGUGAAUAUAGAACCCGGAUUGGGAGGUGAUCUUUGGCUUGUUCUUGACAGAUUGUCAGGACCUGGUGGCCCCGUGGAGGAGUGGUAUGACGUGGAGAUGUACCUGGAUACGCCUCAAGCAUGUACAGUUGGUGUUUGGCGGAAUUGGGAUGACUAGUUUAGACGACAGGCUCAUGAUUCAGCGUUUGCAUCUCAGGUGGGACGGCGUUUUGGCAGGUGGCGCGACGAUCACAAUGGGUAUGAGGCGGGGGUUUUGUAUCCGGGAUUCUUGUACGUAGAUAGCUAUUCCAGGAAGAUGACUCUAGCCACAGGUAGGGGUCGCGUUUCUUGUAUGAAGCAGCAUGGAGCAGCAGGUAUGCUAUGACAUCAAUCCAUCUUGUACCGACUC
This is a messenger RNA of Dothidotthia symphoricarpi CBS 119687, 3480 nucleotides long. Its product is annotated as cysteine proteinase. Gene Ontology annotation, molecular function: calcium-dependent cysteine-type endopeptidase activity. Gene Ontology annotation, biological process: proteolysis. The transcript has 5 exons. The coding region runs from base 79 to 3249 and encodes 1056 amino acids. The record is from RefSeq and is a predicted model, not a curated record. NCBI's taxonomy places the organism in Eukaryota, Fungi, Ascomycota, Dothideomycetes, Pleosporales, Dothidotthiaceae.